Messenger RNA from Schistosoma mattheei, 627 nucleotides. The record is from the annotation of a GenBank genome assembly. Lineage: Eukaryota; Metazoa; Platyhelminthes; Trematoda; Strigeidida; Schistosomatidae.
AUGAGUCUACAGGAUAAUUGCGGUAUUCAGGAGGUAAGAACCUCACAUCGUGGAGACUGUUUCUUACUCCUCCCAUCUGGAGAACGCGUUUUGGUUAAGUAUAUGAAUGGACUGCAAAUAUUAGGAUUUAGUUUUGCUUUUUUCGGCAUUGCCAGUGCAUUCUUAGGACUAUUGGAUAGUGUCCUUAUCCCAUCGUUAUCUCCAAAUGAUUCCAAUAAUUAUCCUGUUGAAUUUAGCUUAGCUGGUGGUUAUGGACUUCCUAUUUAUACCGGCGUGCUGGUCUUAUCCACUGGAGCGAUGGCCUUACGCACAAUUAUUAGCUUGCGUUACACUUCUCUACGGAGAUUUUACAUAUCAUUAUGGUUGAUACUGUUGUUAAACGUUGUUUAUUGGUGUUGUUUAAUAGCUGCUAUAUCCUAUGGAAAUUUCGCACCAGAUCCGUCAUCAAAUAAGAUUUCCAACUCACAUACCGUAACAAGAGUUUUUACAGCUGAUGGUGUUGUAUUACGAUGUUCCGAGAAUCAUUUGCAUGAGGAUGAUUUUCAUGAAACACUGGUAUCUGGUGAUGAACGACUAACAAUUGGAAAAUUGUACAUUUUAGACAUGUCUUCUAUGAAAGCUCGUUAA